AUAUACGAAAAUAAAAAUCUGAACCGUCUGAUCUCAAUCUGGUGACGUACGUAGUCAGAAUUGUAAGCAACCUAUUUUUCAACAUUCAUAUAACUAAACACAAAACAAAACAAACACAUACUCUGUCUUCUGGCCUCUGCAUAUUCUUGAGAAACAAAAACAAAAACACAGUAAAGAUAAAAGUAUUAUUCCUCUGCUCUCUGUCCAAACUCAGACAUAGAAACCAAAAACAUCUCUUCUUGGGUCUCUCAAAUGAAUCUUUCUUCACUUUCUGAGCUGUUAGUUAACAAAAGGGGCAUGAAUUUUGUUUAACAAAAGAAAAAGAAGAAGCUUUGUGGAAACUUCAUAGUUGAAGAGAAAUAAUCAAAUAAACAUGUCUGAAAAAGGUUUGAAGACUAUGAAAGAUGAAAAGAAUGAUUUGCAGAAGCAGAUUGGGUGCAUCACUGGAUUUUUUCAGCUCUUUGAUCGCCACCGUUUCAUCACCGGCCAACGCAAUAGCGGUUACAUUCCGAAUUCAUCUUCUUCAGGUGUAAAGAAUCAAAAGAUUGCGAAAGAGAAGCAACAAUUGUCUACCGAAUCAUCGAUAACAUCUGUGUCUUCAUCAUCUUGUUCAUCUAGCAUGUCGUCCAUUGAUUUCAAUAGAAUAAUCAAGAAUGAAUCGUCAUCGACCAAACAAAUUCAAAUUCCGAAAAAAACACAUUCGAGCCAACGGUCACUUGAUUUCUAUGAUGUUGUCAAAGAUUCGAUGCGUAGAGAAGGUAAAGGUUUAUAUGUGAAAACAUUAACCAAUGAAGAGAAAAAGGGUCAAGCUUAUGCGUUGAAGAAUCAACACAUAGACUCUCCGAGGCCUAUGCUAUCGAAGAAAUCUUUCGAUGAAGCAGUUAAGGUUUCGAAAGAGCCGUUACAUAAUCUUUCGAAGUCGAGAAAACCACAAUGGGACUCACCGCGACUCUCUUAUGAUGCAGUGAAAUCUGCCACAGUGCAUAAGGAACUUCCUAGGUUUUCCUUGGACAGCAAGCAAGGAUCCGUUAGACGGAUCAACGAAGGAAACAAGGCUCGCAACGUGUCGAAUGGUUCACAAAAAGAAUUAGAAACACCAAAAAGAUCAUCAAGUGUUGUUGCUAAAUUGAUGGGACUAGAAGGUCUCCCGGACUCGACACAAACUUGUCGGACUUCUAUCUGCUCAACCGAUCAAAUAGAGCUUACCGCAAGAGCCAGCACAAAUGAUGUAUACAAAAAACACCAAAGUUCGGCGCCCCCGAGCAAUAGAAGGGAUGAUGGUUCACUCAAAAACGUGACACAACAUUCGCGAUUUGCUCUAGAAUCGACGACUCCGUGGAGGCAACAUGAUGCAAACCAAAGUUCUUUGUUACAUGAUUCCUCAAAGGGAAGUGAUUCUGAAACAAAAGCAUCAAAGUCCUCGCUUUCUGUAUAUGGAGAAAUCGAAAAAAGACUAGCGGAACUCGAGUUCAAAAAGUCCGGAAAGGAUCUACGAGCCCUUAAACAGAUUCUUGAAGCAAUGCAGAGAUUUACAGAUUCAUCAUCUGACACUAGGAACAAUAAUACCAGUCUCAGUGAAAGUUCUAAAGUCCAAAGCCCGAGAAUACGACAAAAGGACUCGGGAUUCGUCACGGUUGAGUCGUCGUCGAAUUCAAUCCGUGAUAGUAAAUCGCCAAUUGUCAUCAUGAAACCAACAAAAGUGACUAGAAAAUCCAACAAUACUCCUUCAGCUGAUAAGAGUAAUUACUUCAGAACUUCAAAAUUGAUGCAAUCAUCAAAAUCUUCUCAAGACAGAAAUGGAAAAAACACCAUCAAGUCCGGUAACAUAACGGUUACCGGGAGUCCAAGACUUCCGAAGAAGUUUGGAUUCGAGAGGCGUUCUCCACCGACUAGUGCAUCAUCCGGUUCCCCGAUUAACAUAGGACAACGUAAUAGGCAACUUAUGGAGCUUUCGACUUCUUCUUCUUCGUGUUCAACACAUAGACACGAUUUCUCCAUUUCGCAGGAUAAAGAUGAACAUUUUAGUGAGACGAGUUUUCGGAGAAAAUUUAAGCAUCAUGUUAAUGUCAUUUCUUCGGAUUUCGACAGCAACAGAAGCUUGAACACUCUAGAAAUUGUUCGGAUCGAUCAAUCAGAGAAUAUCAAUCAAAUUGAUGAAUUUGAAGAGUUGAGGAAUGAAAGCUCUAAGGCUGAUAAAACUGUCACCGCGGAACAGCCGAGUCCUGUGUCUGUUCUUGAUGCUGCAUUCUAUAAGGAAGAUCCACCGUCUCCGGUGAAUAAGAUAUCGAACAUUUCAAGAAAAUUAGGUGAAGCUUUAUGCAUCGAUGUCGAUAUUGAGGAGAACUCAGUUGAUCAAAUUCUUCGUGAAAUUGAUUGGAACGAUGAAAAAAUCGUCAAUUUCAACAACAUCGAGAAUCCUGAUCACAAGUAUAUAUCAGAAAUCCUGAUAGCUUCAGGUCUAAUCACUGAUCGAAACUCUAACGAGUUACUUCAUUCACAAGGCACCUUGAUUAACCCAAAGUUAUUCAUAGCGCUUGAACAAAUGAAGACAAAUAUGUCGCGUUUCAAUAUUGAAGACAAUGGGAAGAACAUUUCCAUAGGUAAUAGUCCUGAGAAACUGCAAAGAAAACUCAUAUUCGAUGUUGUCAACGACAUUUUAGCAGAGAGAAAGCUAAAAGGGAAGAAGCUUUUCGAAGAGCUAUGUAUAGAAAUAGACGAGUUACAACCUCGAAACAUGAGUAUCGGCUUUUUUCAUGAGGAUGAGAAUUCGAUAAGUCUAUUGUCGAGAGAUUUGAAGGAUCGAAACACAGUUUGGACUAACCGUUGCAGCGAGAAACCGAAUAUCGUGUUGGACAUCGAACGGUUGAUCUUUAGAGACUUGAUAACUGAAGUUUGUGAGAGAUGAAGUUGAAAGAAAAUUUGGUUGUUCAUGCAAAAGCUGUUUCCUAAGUAGGAAUUUUAGAUAAGGAGUUUGAGGAUGGAAAAAUAAUCAGUUUUCACAAUCUGCUUAAUUUAUUUUGAUUUGUUAAGCAAUAAUCUGCUUAAUUGACAGUUUGAUCUUUGUUUUUCUUCAUGUAUUUUUUAUAGUCUAUGUUCAUAAAUACAUGGAGAAAUACAGAUAAGUGUAUAUGAGUAUUUACUUUCAUAUAUUUAAAAGAAUAUUGAAGUUGAA
Messenger RNA from Lathyrus oleraceus (garden pea), 3172 nucleotides. RefSeq names its product protein LONGIFOLIA 1. NCBI's taxonomy places the organism in Eukaryota, Viridiplantae, Streptophyta, Magnoliopsida, Fabales, Fabaceae. Gene Ontology annotation, biological process: regulation of monopolar cell growth. The record is from RefSeq and is a predicted model, not a curated record. The transcript is spliced from 5 exons. The coding region runs from base 374 to 2905 and encodes 843 amino acids.